Messenger RNA from Haemonchus placei, 1200 nucleotides. Lineage: Eukaryota; Metazoa; Nematoda; Chromadorea; Rhabditida; Trichostrongylidae. The record is from the annotation of a GenBank genome assembly.
AUGGAUAUAAAAACACUGCAAUGGUUAUUCAUAUUUGCUCUAGCAAUGAGUGCCUUAGCUUUGAUAGCAAUCGUUGUAGCUGUUCCACUGCUUCAGGCAGAACUUGAUGAUCUUACAGCUGAAAUUCUCAGAGAUAUGAAGGAGUUUAAGGCUUCAACUGAUGCGUUAUGGACCGAUAUUAUGGCUUUUGAAAGGAGUCCGAGAGCCCAUAAACGUGAUAUUCCACUUGUCUACAUCUUCAAGCCUCUUGUACAUCGUAAAGCAAAACGUCCUCAUAAAUUCAAAGUCGAACGUUUGAGGCAAUCAGUAUCUCUCAAGCACAAGCUAUGGCGUGUGCUUGAGGAAGUAAAGCCAGAGAAACCGUAUUUUGACAAGCGAUGGGGAAGACGUGUUACUAUCAAAAUGGAAGCACCUCUACCAAGAGCUUACGGCCAGGCAAUCAGGAAGAAGCAUUGGCGUGAUAUGAUAUCCAAAAUCAAGGUGAUCGAAGCAUCACACACAGGCUACUACAGUGAGAGAAAAUCAGUGACUCUGAAACAGUGUGCACUUGUGCAGAAUCCUGAGUGCCCUAUGGGCUCGAUAGGAUUGCCAGGUGAAGAUGGUCUGGAUGGAGAAGAUGCUCCUGAUGGACCUCCAGGUAGUGACGGAUUGGAUGCCGAAAACUACGCCGGAAACGAUUGUUUGCUAUGCCCCGCAGGUCCACCAGGCCCCUCAGGGCCACCUGGGCCACCUGGACCUCAAGGACCCAUUGGAGAAAAUGGAGAGCCAGGCCUCCAAAUUGUAGGACAUAGUCCGCCAGGUCCGCGAGGAUAUCCCGGACCUCGAGGAAUGAAGGGAUCUACAGGUGCACCAGGCUUAUCUGGUUUCCCCGCCUUUAUUUGGGUACCAGCUCCUGGUAAGAAAGGAUCACCAGGUUCACAAGGCAAAGUUGGAAUACAAGGAGGACCGGGUCUUGAUGGCAAUGUUGGUGGAAUUGGACCCGUUGGUGAACCGGGUCGUGAAGGACCAGAAGGUGCGGCAGGGCCGACUGGACGGCCCGGUCAUCGAGGCCGAAAAGGAAAGAGUGUGAAUGAUUUACGCUAUUGUGAGUGCCCAACACGACUGCGAAAGCCAAAGAAGCGCCCUCAGCUGAUAUUUUUUAAAAAGAGCGUAUUCGACAAGGAACAUCAAAACGAUUCUGCUUCCGAUCAACGUCGGUGA